AUGGAAGAAUUUAAAAAUUUAAAAGAACAUUAUGAAAAUAUUGGUAAAAAUAUUAAUAUGAGAAAAGAAUUUGAAUCAAAUUAUGGUGCUACAAGAUUUAAAGAUUUUUCAAAAGAAGUUAAUAUUUCAAAACAAGUUGGAACUAUAUUAUUGGAUUAUUCAAAGAAUAGAAUUAAUAAAGAGACAAUGGAUUUAUUAUUUGAAUUAGCACGUGCAUCAAAAGUUGAAGAAAUGCGUAAUUCAAUGUUUCAAGGUGAAAAAAUCAAUAUAACCGAAGAUAGAGCAGUACUUCAUACAGCAUUAAGAAAUCGUGAUCCAUCAGCAGUCAUCAAAGUCGAUGGUGAAAAUGUUAUUCCAUCCGUUAGAAAAGUAUUGGACAAGAUGAGAUCAUUUAGUGAACGUGUUAGAUCAGGUCAAUGGAAAGGGUACACUGGAAAGACAAUAACCGAUGUUGUAAAUAUUGGUAUCGGUGGUUCAGAUUUGGGUCCAGUUAUGGUCACUCAAGCACUUAAAAACUAUGCCAACGAUAAAGUUAUGAGAGCCCAUUUCGUUUCAAAUAUUGACGGUACCCAUUUAGCAGAGACUGUAAAACAUCUUUGUCCAGAGACAACAUUGUUCAUUGUUGCCUCUAAAACAUUCACCACUCAAGAGACCAUUACCAAUGCUCAAAGUGCACGUAGUUGGUUCUUGGAGAAGAUAGGUGGUUCAUCAGUCAGUGCCGAUGUCCAAAAACAUGCAAUUGGUCAACAUUUUGUUGCUUUAUCAACCAAUGAACAAGAGGUGACUAAAUUUGGAAUUCUAAAGGAGAAUAUGUUUGAAUUUUGGGAUUGGGUAGGUGGACGUUACUCUGUUUGGUCAGCUAUUGGUUUAUCGGUUGCAUUAUACGUUGGUAUGGAUCAUUUUGAGAGCUUUUUAGAGGGUGCCUAUCAUAUGGAUCAACAUUUCCUCAAUACACCAUUGGAAUUGAAUUUACCAGUGAUUAUGGGUUUAUUGGGUGUUUGGUAUAAUAAUUUCUUUGGUUGUCAAACUCAAGCCAUCUUACCAUACGAUCAAUAUUUAUCUCGUUUCCCAGCAUACUUUCAACAAGGUGAUAUGGAAAGCAAUGGAAAGAGUGUACAAAGAAAUGGUGAACGUGUCACUCAUUCAACUGGUCCAAUUAUUUGGGGUGAACCAGGUACAAACGGUCAACAUGCUUUCUAUCAAUUAAUUCAUCAAGGUCAAAAGAUUAUACCUUGCGAUUUCAUCGCCUCGGUCGAAUCUCAUAAUCCAUUGGGUAAACAUCAUCAAAUUCUCCUUAGUAACUUUUUCGCUCAAACUGAAGCUCUCAUGAAAGGUAAAAAUGAACAAGAGGUCACCAAUGAAUUAACAAAGGAAGGUUUAUCUCAAGAAAAAAUUAAACAAUUACUCCCUCAUAAAGUUUUCGAAGGUAAUCGUCCAACCAAUUCAAUCUUCCUCCAUAAAUUAACUCCACAUAGUUUAGGUGCUCUCAUUGCCCUCUAUGAACAUAAAAUCUUUGUUCAAGGUAUCAUUUGGAAUAUUAAUAGUUUCGAUCAAUGGGGUGUUGAAUUAGGUAAACAAUUGGCUAAAUCAAUCUUACCUGAAUUAUCUGAUAACAAUGAAGUUUCAACUCAUGAUAGUUCAACAAAUGGUUUAAUUAAUUUUUAUAAAUCAAAUUCAAAACUUUAA
Molecule: messenger RNA, 1686 nt
Organism: Dictyostelium discoideum AX4
Lineage: Eukaryota; Evosea; Eumycetozoa; Dictyosteliales; Dictyosteliaceae
Gene: gpi
Product: glucose-6-phosphate isomerase
Exons: 1
Coding region: 1-1686 (561 amino acids)
Biological process (GO): carbohydrate derivative metabolic process; glycolytic process; gluconeogenesis
Cellular component (GO): cytoplasm
Molecular function (GO): carbohydrate derivative binding; glucose-6-phosphate isomerase activity
Source: RefSeq, a predicted model, not a curated record